Molecule: messenger RNA, 847 nt
Organism: Medioppia subpectinata
Lineage: Eukaryota; Metazoa; Arthropoda; Arachnida; Sarcoptiformes; Oppiidae
Source: the annotation of a GenBank genome assembly
AACAAUCGCUCACUCUUUGGACUAAAGGAUAAACCAAUGGUUUUGCAGCCAAAGAGACAAUCACUGUGUCGUCGAUGAGAGGCAUGUCUUAAGUGUUUAUACCAUAUGUUUGGCUGACGUUUGCAAAUGUCUCCCAAAGAUCUGAGUGAAGAUAACGUCGACCACAACACCGCUCAACACACACCACAACAAUCGGGUGACUCGUCCUCCAGACAAUCCAUCGAUAAUAUCGUCGAUUCGAUCGCUUUUGGACACCAAUCGGACCAAAGAUCUACCGCUGGAAGUGAUCAACAAACGCAAGACAGCCGUCGUUUCAUGAAAAAUCAAAUCUUCGGCUUUGAUAUGCCUUUCGAUAUAAUCAGCGCUGCCUUUGCCUCGACUGUCGCCGUCGGCGGACUCAUCGGAUACCUGAAGGCCAAGAGCACAUAUUCAUUGAUGGCGGGCCUCGUCUUCGGCGGUAUUCUGGGAUUCGGCGCAUACCAGACAUCAGUGAAUCCACGCAACUAUUACCUGACAUUAGGCACAUCGGCCGCGUUGGGAGGUCUCAUGGGCUACCGGGCCAUCAAUUCAGGCAAGUUCAUGCCCGCCGGACUCAUCGCUUCCCUCAGCGCCCUUAUGGUCGUCCGCUUUACUGUCCGCUACUUCGCCGACACUAAUUAUAUUAGAAAAUGAUUGGUUCCCUACUUUCAGACACUUAUUUUUUGUGACAUUUAUUUGACUUUAAUUCUCUCUUAUAAUACUUAUUGUGCGAAUCAAUCCUUUUCUCUUUUAUUCAAUACAAUAAUCAUUUGAUACAACAAUUUAUACUUCAAUUACAAUAAACUUAGUUAUAUUUACUUUCCAUAUA